CACCACCAGAGAGAGAAGGAGAGACAGAAGGGCUGGAGCAGACGUCUCACUGGGUCUCGGCUUGACAAAGAUGCGUAUCAUCUGCUGCAGCUCGGGACUAAGAUAUAAUAGUCACACUGCAACGACAACAGGAGGAUAACCAAGCCGCCGCAUUGCGAGACGAGGCGAGGCGAGGCGGUGCACUGCAGGCUGCUCGGGAAUGUCGUCCACCGAUGUGAAUCCCUGAGGCAAAGAUGAAGCGCAAGAGCGAGAGGAGACGAGCAGAGUCGAAGAAAAAGCGCUGUGCGGCUCACAACACAGAGGCGGAGCCAAACUCUGAUGUUUACAUUGAGAUAACAGAUCAACUCUGCUUCGCCAUACUUCAACAGAAGAUCAAAAGCACUGCCGAGCGACACUGUUUCUGCAUAGAUGAAGAGUUGGCCUAUGAGAACUUCUAUGCGGACUUUGGUCCCCUUAACCUGGCCAUGUUUUAUCGCUUCUGUUGCAAGCUGACAAAGAAGCUCAAGUCAAUUACACUGUCAAGGAAGAAGAUCAUAUUUUACACAUGUGGAGACCAGAGAAAACAGGCCAAUGCUGCGUAUCUCAUCGGCUCAUAUGCUGUGAUGCAUCUAAAGAUGAUGCCAGAGGAAGCCUAUAGUCUGCUGGUGUCCAGGAAUUCAAUGUACCUCCCAUUCAGAGAUGCCUCGUUUGGAACCUGCCUGUACAACCUGAACAUCUUAGAUUGCCUUCGUGCUGUUUAUAAGGCUCUGCAGUAUGGCUGGCUGGACUUCUCCAACUUUGACGUGGAAGAAUAUGAGCACUAUGAGAGAGCAGAGAAUGGAGACUUAAACUGGAUCAUUCCGGGAAAGUUCCUCGCAUUCAGUGGACCUCAUCCAAAAAGCAAAAUAGAGAAUGGUUAUCCUCUACAUGCUCCUGAGGCCUACAUUCCUUACUUCAGAAAACACAACGUCACCACUGUCAUCCGCCUCAACAAGAAGAUGUAUGACGCCAGGCGUUUCACGGACUCCGGCUUUGAACACCACGAUCUGUUCUUUGUGGACGGGAGUACGCCGAACGACUCCAUUGUCAGAAAGUUCCUCAACAUCUGUGAGAAUGCGGAGGGAGCAAUAUCCGUCCACUGCAAAGCUGGUCUGGGGAGGACCGGCACUCUGAUUGGCUGCUACAUGAUGAAACAUUACCGCCUGACUGCUGCAGAGGCCAUAGCCUGGAUACGAAUCUGCCGACCGGGAUCCGUCAUUGGACCGCAGCAGAACUUUGUUGAAGAGAAGCAGAACUUUUUAUGGGCUGAGGGCGACGUUUUCCGAGAGAAGCUUAAUGAACAGGAGAACGGCAAGAUGGCCGUGACCAGGAUCCUGUCAGGGGUGGAUGACAUCACCAUCAAUGGGAACAACAAAAACAGAGCAUCCAACAAAGAAGAAAUGGAACUGUAUAAUGAUGAUGAGGAAAGAAACGGCCUCACACAAGGUGAUAAACUCCGAGCCCUGAAGAGCAAGAGGCAGUCCAGGUCAUCUACAGGCUCACUAUCGCAGGUAGUUUUCUGCUGCAGCCUCAUGGGCAUGGUGUGGCCAAUGUGUUGCCCGCCAUUCAAAAGAUAGCAGAGAGAGAGAGAAAGAGAGAGAGUGGGGGAGAGGAAAAACAGAGAGAGGAUGUGAGGUUUUGUAUGAUGGAGGUAAGUGCAUGUCACUUCCUUUCUAGCUGACAUCCUCUUCCUGUAGAAGUGGUUGCUAUGCCAAGUGAAUGGUAUGGUUAACCGUAUGGCUGAUUUGAAAUUUUCUUUCUUUCUUUCUUUUUUGAAAUGACUACCGUGUGAAGUGGAUCUGCACUUAAUGAAUGCAUCACAUCGACACACACUUUUCAUUGUCUGCUUCAUAGACACACUGAGCUCUUUCUGCUUUGACACCAAAGCUUAUGUGAGGAAUGCUCUGAAGUCUUGAGCUGAGCCUGUUAACAACGGCACCAAGUAUUCAACUAAUCCCCUCAGUACGUUUACAUGCAGUUUAAUCAAGAGAAGGACGCAGUGCGACAAAGAGUCCCAUGCGGCAUAAAUGCGGAGGAGAAAAUCGAUUUUUUGGCUGUGUGCUUCAGACUCCGCCUCAAUAGGUGGCGCUGUAUCGCUCUAUAAGUUUCCUGGUGACCUUUACAUUGAGAUCGUGCUGUGUGUUUCGUACCUGCUAAUUGUGAUACAAAUUAGGUCGAGCAUGGCUAUUGGGAUGCUGUGUUCGGAGAAACGCAGUUCAUACAUUGUCUCUUUCUACUUCCUAGUCAAAGUCUGACUAAGCGUACACAUGCAGGAGUAAACGGACUAUGAAUCGCAUUAUCCAAACGCAAACUGGAUUUUAGUCGGACUAACGUGUUGACCUGACAAUUAAGAAAACUGAUUCGUUGUCUUAGUCCGACUAAAAUUGGACUUUUAACACGCAUGUAAACGCACUGACCGUCUCGCAUAAGAUCUGGAUUAGUUGACUUAAAUGUUUUUAGUGCAUGACUUGCACAACUGUCCUAACGUUCUCACGAAAGAAAUACAGAAUGUUAAAAUAUAGUGGGGGGGAGAAUACUUAAUCUCCAUUAUGGUCUACAGCAGAUUAACCUCGGCCCUGCUGUGUUGUUGAAAAGCUAAACGACUCCUGAUCCUCGUACUAAUUUAAAGGCUCAUCGUGUUUGAGCUUUUGAGGAGGAAAUGAGAUGAGCGUGGAUUCAUAUCUUUUCUCGGGGAGGGAAUUGAGGCAGAAGGGGGGUCUACUUUCUCUUCAGGCUUUAUCAGUAUAUGCAUCGCUUGACAAACAUCUAACCUCAAGCUGAACUUCACCAUGUGGCUACACUGUUUGUUGUAUUCUGUAAGUUUGAGGUGUCCACAUCUUCUCAGCCUUUGUGCGCAUGGCAGCAGGCAUGAAGCCCUUUUGACAUGCAUGUGUGACCUGUGUGUUCACAAGUCUAUGUUUGUGUCUAACAUUAUUAAUGUCGGGUCGGGUUCAUUGUCAAUUGCCUGUUGUUUUUCCAUUGCUUUUUGUGACUGGAUCAGCGUAAAAAAAAAAUCAAACACCUGAGCUUUAUUUCCUUCAGGUUUCUGCCUCUGCCAUUUAGUUUUUUUAAAAGUCAUAAUGAAGAGAGUACUAGAUUUUUAAUAGUUAGGGACAGUAAGUAAUUAUGCUGUAUAUUAACUUGUACUCUAUUUUCAGUAUUGAUCAAAUAUACACUUGUUUUAAUACGUAGGCAUUCAUAGGAAUUCAGUGUAUAUUAACAUCAGAACAAGCGCAGAGCAAAAACCUGCAGAGUUGUACUGCUGGACUCGAGGCUCUAAUGAAAGGCAUUCCUUCUUAUCCAGUCCCAGUGGAAAAGCAGAACAUCAGAGGCUUUGUGUCAUACCCGGACGUCUUUUGUCUCUCUUUCCUUUUUUUUAACCCCCUUUUUACCCCCCCCCCCC
Messenger RNA from Solea solea (common sole), 3421 nucleotides. RefSeq names its product cell division cycle 14B (gene cdc14b). Gene Ontology annotation, cellular component: mitotic spindle; nucleolus; centrosome. Gene Ontology annotation, biological process: positive regulation of cytokinesis; protein dephosphorylation; cilium assembly. The transcript has 12 exons. NCBI's taxonomy places the organism in Eukaryota, Metazoa, Chordata, Actinopteri, Pleuronectiformes, Soleidae. The record is from RefSeq and is a predicted model, not a curated record. Bases 234 to 1595 code for a protein of 453 amino acids. Gene Ontology annotation, molecular function: protein tyrosine/serine/threonine phosphatase activity; protein serine/threonine phosphatase activity.